UCACAGGGCCAUUAUGCAGUACGAACGGCAGUCCAGGCUCUCAAAGGACUGACAAGCCAUGGACUAAAGGUCAGAGGGCAUAACCUUGUGUGGUCCAUUGACCAGUAUGUGCCGAGUUACGUCAGGAACCAGACCGGAAGCCAGCUGCGCGACACGGUGCGCAAACACAUCCAGUGGACUUGUCAGCUCACCAGCGGGCUGGUGGAACACUGGGAUGUAAACAACGAGAAUCUGCACGGAUACUGGUUUCAAAAGCAACUCCAUGACAUCAACUACAAUCUUGAAAUAUUCCGUGAAGCUCACGCUGCUGACCCCCACGUCCUCCUCUUCCUCAACGACUACGGUGUUGUGGGUUCUGGCGCAUCAACAGGGGCAUACCUGGCGCAGGCACGUAAAUUUAAGGCAGCCAAUGUCAACCUGUACGGUCUCGGAGUCCAAUCCCACAUACCGGGGGGAACGGAACCCUCUCCCACGAUGAUGAAGUACCGCCUGGACACUCUGGCUCAAGCAGGUCUGCCCAUCUGGGCCACGGAGCUGACGGUGGAGAUCGCUGAUGAACAUCUGAGGGCAGACUACUAUGAGCGAGCACUGCGAGCCCUGUACGGCCACGAGGCGGUGGAGGGCAUCUUGUUCUGGGGCUUCUGGGACCAGGCUCAUUACGCCGGCGAGAAGGCCGCUCUGGUCAGAGGCAAUAAUCUGGAUUUGACGGAGGCUGGGCGGCGUGUGCUGGACCUGCUGGAGAACCAGUGGAUGACUCACGAGUCUCAUACCCUGUCGACAGCCAAUCAACAGUUUGCUGUGCGCGGUUUUCAUGGUGAUUACCAAAUCUCUGUCUUCUACCAGAACCGCGAGCUGACGGCCCUCAGGCAGACCUUCUCACUGGGCAGGACGGCGCACCCUGUCACCAUCAGCGUCCACACAUAGACAUUUCUUUCAUGUCCACAGACAACAGUCAUCAGCAUGGGGCUAGCAAACCCUUUGUUUAAACAUUGUCCUUCAUUAACAAAACGAAUUUGUAGAUCACCCACAAUAAUAAAGUGUAUU
This is a messenger RNA of Pomacea canaliculata, 1044 nucleotides long. Its product is annotated as anti-sigma-I factor RsgI6-like. The record is from RefSeq and is a predicted model, not a curated record. Gene Ontology annotation, biological process: carbohydrate metabolic process. The transcript is spliced from 6 exons. NCBI's taxonomy places the organism in Eukaryota, Metazoa, Mollusca, Gastropoda, Architaenioglossa, Ampullariidae. The annotation marks the transcript as partial. Gene Ontology annotation, molecular function: hydrolase activity, hydrolyzing O-glycosyl compounds.